Messenger RNA from Trichoplax adhaerens, 1695 nucleotides. RefSeq lists its product as uncharacterized. Gene Ontology annotation, biological process: translational initiation. The coding region runs from base 1 to 1695 and encodes 564 amino acids. The transcript is spliced from 21 exons. Lineage: Eukaryota; Metazoa; Placozoa; Uniplacotomia; Trichoplacea; Trichoplacidae. The record is from RefSeq and is a predicted model, not a curated record. Gene Ontology annotation, cellular component: eukaryotic translation initiation factor 3 complex; cytoplasm. Gene Ontology annotation, molecular function: translation initiation factor activity.
AUGCACCAAGUCUGUAAUCAUCGAAACGAAUCUUCAAGGUUUCAGCUUGAAGCGAUAGACUGUCCAUCAGGGAUUAGUCGAAGUAGUCGCUGUGUUCGCGAUAGUCAGCUGCUCGGUGUUGUACUACUAGACUGGCAGUCGACGACAGAGGACACGCAAAGCAGCAUGGCCAGCCAAGAUCAAGGAAUUUAUACGGCCGCCGAGGAAUUUGUUGGCGCUCAACUUGAUUCAUUACCACCAACAUUUACUGCUAGUUCCGAUUAUGAUGGAGGCAUCAUUGAUGAUUAUGAAGAACAGCCCACUACCAACGUAAAUCAAACUUAUGGAGUUCCUGAAUUCGUGAAAAACUUUAUUCGAUCUCUUUAUAGAGCCUUCACGGAAAGACGAGUUGAUGAAAUGCAGAUACUAUGUGAAGCUGGUUUCAUUAAGAUCACGGAACGUGCAUUUAGCAAAUCGGCGUGGCCCGAUGCUGACAGAAUUGCUCCACUUGUUAAUAACGGUGAGGGAACAAUCGACGUGCCUACACUGGAUCAAAGAUUUGAAUCUUACUACAACUACUGCAAUUUAUUCAACUGUAUUCUAAGUGCCAAAGCUCCGGUACGCCUUGAGUUACCUCAUCAAUGGUUAUGGAAUAUUAUAGAUGAAUUUAUAUAUCAGUUUCAAUCGUUUAGCCUUUAUCGUUAUAAGUUAAAGCAUAAGCAGGAAAAUGAUUUAGCAAUGCUACGCGACCACCCUAAGGUAUGGAAUGUUCACGGCGUAUUGAACGUCUUGCACUCAUUGGUUGAAAAAUCUCAAAUUAAUAGCCAGCUCAAGGCCUAUAAUAAUGGUGAUGAUCCGAAAUCAGUUGCUGAUGAAUUUGGAAAUUGCCCUUUAUACAAGAUGUUGGGGUAUUUUAGUUUAAUUGGCUUAUUGCGUUUACAUUCACUUUUGGGAGACUAUUACCAAGCUAUCAAAGUACUCGAAAAUGUACAAUUAAACAAAAAGAGUCUUUAUGCGGUAGUGCCGGCUUGUCAAGUUACUACUUAUUACUACGUCGGAUUCGCAUAUCUUAUGAUGAGGCGUUAUCAGAUAGCUAAAAAGGAACUUCAAAUGUACGCUUUGUUAGCGAUGGCGUGGAUAAUGUGCCCAUGCAGAAUUGACGAGAGUGUGCUGUCGAUGUUGGGAGAUAAAUAUGAUAAAGAAAAAUUCAUUAAACUUCAGCAGGGGAAUUUGCAACAAUUUGAAGAUUCGUUUGCGUAUGCAUGUCCAAAGUUUGUGUCUCCAGUAGUUCCGGAUUACGAUACUCUCAGUCAAAGCCAACAUAAGGCGCCAUAUCAAUUUCAAUUAAAAAAUUUCGUAAAUGAGGUAAAGCAGCAAGUUGCAAUCCCGAUUAUAAGAAGUUACUUAAAGCUAUACACCACCAUGCCAGUGGCUAAAUUGGCCGCCUUCUUAGAUAUGGAUGAGGAUAAUUUUCGCGCUCAGCUCUUAUCCUUUAAGCAUAAAAUGAGCAAUUUGGUAUGGACUAAAGGUCAACGAGCUAUAGACGGCGAAUUUCAAACAUCAUCGGGAGUUAGCUUUUUUAUUGAUGAGGACAUGAUACAUAUUAAUGACUGCAAAGUAGUUCCAAGAUACAGCGAAUUCUUUUUACAGCAAAUACGCAAAUACAACGAGGUAUUAUUAUUAUCAAAAAAUUGGUUUAUCGGAUUGAAAGCUUAG